Cladocopium goreaui is the source of this 2193-nucleotide messenger RNA. Lineage: Eukaryota; Dinophyceae; Suessiales; Symbiodiniaceae. The record is from the annotation of a GenBank genome assembly.
UUCCCCCUGCAUGCCUUCUGGGGCCCUUGCAUGCCUGGGGUUUUUGAAGCUAUCGCGGAGCUUCCACCUGCGGCAACCCAGCGGCAGGUGCAGAAUGCACUUUCGUCUGAAUUGAACAAAUUGAUCGUCGAGCCAAAGCUAGCCACAACAUUGUUUGGCCAAUUGAGCAAACGUGGCAAGCUGCAAUUGGCGCUGCAUGUUUUUCGCACUUUGCAACUAGCACGUGCAGAGACCAACGUGUUUCAUUAUGGGGCAUUGUUGUCGGCUUGUUCCCGCAGUGAAAAGGUUGGGUGGCAGGUGGCUGUGGAGCUGUUUCAGGAAAUGCAAGACCAAAGCUUGCAACAAAGCCCCAUAUGCUGCAAUGCAAUUAUUAGCGCUUGCGACAAAGGCGGGCAAUGGCAAUUGGCCCUUGCCUUUUUGCACGGAAUCAAGCCAGAUGGCAUUGAAGUGAAUGAGUUCUGCUACAACUCUGCCAUCAGUGCUUGCGCUCGCUCUUCACAGUGGCAGACGUCGAUCGGCUUGCUAGAUGAGCUGACAUCACUUUCCAUGUUUCCAACCGAAAAGAACUACAACUCCGCCAUUAGUGCCUGCGAGAGAGGCGGAGAAUGGGAGUUGGCAUUGUCACUCCUCCAAGAGAUGAUGCACAUGAGAUUGUCCUACACUGCUUGGAGUUACAGCGCAGCUAUCAGUGCCUGUGAAUGUGCAAGUCAGUGGGAGUCAGCCCUUCAGUUUCUGCAGAGCAUGUCUUCCACAAGAUGCCUACCAGACACUGUGAGCUGCACUGCUGCAAUGAAUGCAUGUGCAAAGGCCGCAAGAUGGGAAGCAUCUCUAUGGCUUCUCGCAGAAAUGGAUGAUUUUGUGCUCGAUCAAUAUUGCUUCAAUGCCGCUAUGAGUGCUUGUGAAAAGUCGGGCAGGUGGGAGCUUGCAGCGUGCGUGUUCGAGAUGAUGUUUUCGCACAAAGCUUCUCCUGGACUCAUCACGUACAAUGCUGCCAUCGGGAGUUGCAAGCGCAGUGGCCAGUGGGAAAGAGCUCUCCUGCUGUUGCAGGAGACAUUCGCAUGUGCUUUGCUUCCGGAUGUCAUCACAUACAACUGUGCUAUUGGAGCGUGCAAUAUGGCAAGCAUGUGGGAGAUAGCUUUGAACCUGUUUGAAAUCUUUGCUCAGCAUACUUCCGAUCCUGCAGACUCUAUCUCAGCUCCAGACGGCUCCACAUUCACCGAAUUAGCUGGUGCACUCGAGAAGUCGAAGGAAUGGAGAAAAUCUCUGCAGAUUUUGUCCAUCGCGCUGUCCAAAAACAUUGUGCCAGAUGGUACCUUUGCUGGAUCCGUUGCAUCAGCUGUAGCUGAUGCUUGUGGUGAAGCAGCAGCUAUGUCUUUGUUACGAGAAAUGCUGAAGAAGUGGUACGCGAGUAAAGCAAGUGACAUCAGUGACAUCCGCCUGGAUGAUCCGGCAGCGAAUGCUUCGGACGUUCUCCCAGGGACAGCUGUUGACGGUGUUGAAGUACUUGCAAGACGCCCAGGGGUUGUGGUUCUGAUGAAACCUUCUGGACUCAGUACAGAAAGCAUGAUGGAAAUGGUAUUUGGACGACUUUGGACUGCAAGUGUCCAGACAGUGUCAAGGCUGGACUAUCCAACGUCAGGUGUCAUACCUGUUGCCAUGGGUCCAGAGGGUUCUAUACCUUGCCAGUGGCUGCAAGCACAGUUCUCCGCGAAGCUUGUCAAGAAGGAGUAUUUGUGUCUUGCAGAGGGACCGUUCUUGGGCGAGAUUGGUGAAACUGGCAGUAUUUCGAAGCCUUUGCGAUCAUUUGGCACUGACUCAUUGAGAACAGAGGUCCAUCCUGAAGGAAGGUUUGCAUACACAGGAUACGAGAUAUUGGAGAGGUUCAGAGCAGGCGACCUUGGAGAGAUCAAACUACUAUUGGCAAAGCCAGCAACAGGCCGCACACACCAAAUCCGAGUUCAUUUUGCGAGCAUUCAGCAGCCACUUGUGGGUGACGAGACGUACGGAGCGCAAGAAUCUCUUUUGGCAAGCUGUCCUCGCUUGUUCUUGCAUUGCCAAAGGAUUUUGUUGGAGGACAUCAGCGGGCAAACCUUGGUUGCUGCAGCGGGUUUGCCAGCAGAACUCCAGGAUGUUUUGAAUGUUUUGAGACUGAAAGAGAAGGCAGAAAAAAAACAAGUUUUCAGGACAGUGUAA